Molecule: messenger RNA, 1374 nt
Organism: Aspergillus ibericus CBS 121593
Lineage: Eukaryota; Fungi; Ascomycota; Eurotiomycetes; Eurotiales; Aspergillaceae
Product: FAD-dependent monooxygenase spyC
Exons: 4
Coding region: 1-1374 (457 amino acids)
Molecular function (GO): FAD binding
Source: RefSeq, a predicted model, not a curated record
AUGCCCAAACCCCAAUUUACAGUCAUAAUAGUAGGCGGCGGAAUCGCCGGCCUCACACUCGCCCACUGUCUCUAUCGAGCGAACAUCCACCACAUUAUCCUGGAGAAACACACCGACCUAUCACCGCAAGUAGGUGCCUCGAUCGGUAUCCUCCCGAACGGUGCCAGAAUCCUUGACCAGUUAUCCCUCUACGAACAUAUUGAGAAACAUAUCGAGCCUCUUGAUAAGGCACAUGUUUCUUAUCCGGAUGGGUUUGCUUUUACGAGUUUGUAUCCGAGGAUACUUCUGCAGAGAUUCGGCUACCCUAUUGCCUUCUUCGAUCGGCAGAAGGUACUUGAGAUUCUGCAUACACAGUACCCUCAACCGUCGAAUAUCUAUACGAAUCAACGCGUUAGCGAGGUUCAUCGUGUGGGGAGCCAUGUGGAGGUGGUAACAGACUCGGGUGCACGGUAUAUUGGCGACUUGGUCGUUGGUGCUGAUGGGGUUCAUAGCAAAGUGCGGUCUGAGAUAUGGAGGAUGGCGGAGAAGUUGCACCCGGGGCUAGUGACCCAGAAGGAGAUGAGGAGUAUGUCAACCGAGUUCUGCUGUGUCUUCGGAAUAUCAUCCAGUGUACCUAUGUUGGAGAUCGGAGACCAAGUCAAUGCCUUUCAAGAUGGGCUCAGCAUCAUUACCAUCAUCGGGAAGGAUGGACGCGCAUUCUGGUUUGUUAUCAAGAAGCUAGAUCGGAAAUAUACAUAUCCUCAGACUAUCCGAUUUAAUGAUGAGGCAGCGGCACGUUUGUGUGAGGGGGUGGCUGAUGUUCAGUUGAUGGCCGGACUUACGUUUGCUCAAGUGUGGAAGACCCGAUUGGUGUCUUCGAUGACCAUGUUGGAAGAGAAUGUCUUCCACACGUGGCACUGUGGCCGUGUCGUUUGCAUUGGUGAUAGUGUUCAUAAGAUGACACCCAAUAUCGGACAAGGAGCCAAUAUGGCCAUUGAGGAUGCGGCUGUCUUAGCAAACCUACUACAUAAGAAGCUCGGACAUGGUGAAGUGGAGGGCCUCAGUGAUGCAGGUGUGAAUGCACUUCUUCAUGAGUUUCACUCGAUCCGCUACAGCCGUGUCAAAAGCAUAUAUAUUGCUUCACGGUAUUUGGUUCGAUUGCAGGCCCGAGACGGACUGUUAAACAAACUUCUUGGGCGAUAUUGCAUUCCAUAUGCUCCUGAUAUACCGGCGGUAAUAGGGUCCCGGUCGAUCCGAGGGAGCCCGUCGAUCGACUUUCUACCAUUGCCGGCAAGAUCGGGUCCCGGAUGGUCCAAGUAUAGGUCAGGGGAGGGGAGGUAUAUCUUAUCCUUGCUAACUGUUCUGUUAGUAGUCGUUGCGAGCUACAGCUUUUAA